Messenger RNA from Ogataea philodendri, 1260 nucleotides. RefSeq lists its product as uncharacterized. The record is from RefSeq and is a predicted model, not a curated record. The coding region runs from base 1 to 1260 and encodes 419 amino acids. NCBI's taxonomy places the organism in Eukaryota, Fungi, Ascomycota, Pichiomycetes, Pichiales, Pichiaceae. Gene Ontology annotation, biological process: secondary metabolite biosynthetic process. Gene Ontology annotation, molecular function: FAD binding. The transcript has a single exon.
AUGACGGCCGAUAGUGAGACAAGACCACUGAGGAUUGCCAUUCUUGGAGCCGGCCUAGUGGGUGCGUUUGCUGCAGUCGCUUUGUCAAAACUUCCAAACGUUGAAAUUACCGUUUACGAGAAAAGUCAAGGCAUCCGGGAGGUCGGUGCCGCAAUUACUCUUACCGAAGGUGGUUUGGUAACCCUUAGUAAGGUGUUCGACCUGGAGGAACUUGAACCAAUCUUGUAUAGAUCACCAAAACAUGGACACAUCACUAGACGUCAUUGGAAGACAGGCGAAUACUUUAAAGAGCCGGAACCAACACAUCCCGAUGAGCUCAAGUACUCUCAUGCAAAAGCCCAAAGAAUUCUACUCUUAGAGUUCAUUCUGAAGCAUGUGCCUGAAGGAUUGAUCAAGUACGAUCAUGAAGUGAAGGGUGUUGACGUGAAGCCUGAUGGGGCUACGAUUAAUUUCAAAGAUCGAACUCCAGUCAGGGCAGAUCUCGUCAUCUCUGCAGAUGGAAUUUAUUCCAAAAUACGUCGUCAGUUCACCAACGACAAGAUCAUUUACAAAGGCGCAGUCGCAUACAGAAAUGUUUUUGACGAUAGUAUUGUGAACGACAUUCCAGGUGUUCCAGACGACGUUACUGUCUGGAUCGGAAAAGGAUCAGCCAUGUUUAUGACCAGGCUCACUCCAGGGAAAUUCAAUGUCGCUGCACAUUUGAGAGAUCCUCCAGAUGUUGCUUCCAAGCUCAAAUGGGACAGAGGAACCGGUGAUUGGGGAAAACAACGUCUUAUUGAGCACUUCAAAGAUUGGGAUCCAGUCAUUGGUAAAAUUCUUGAUGUCAUGCCAGAGUCCAUUGCUUUCCCUUUGGAGCGUGCUCCAUGGCUGAGAAACCUAGUCGUUGGAAAUCGGAUAGUUUUCGUUGGUGAUGCUGCGCAUCCAACGUCUGGUGUGUAUGGUGCUGGAGCGAACAUGGGAUGGGACGAUGUCUGGGCUUUGUACAAGUCUCUUACGGAGACUUCUGACAGAGACUACGACUUGCCAAGUGCCCUUUUCUUAUUCAACGAGACUCGAGUCCCGUUCUUGAAACGCGUUGAGGAGCAGAUUGACAUCGAUCAGGCAAUCGGUGCAAAGUACCUUGCUACAGCCUCAGACGACGAUGAAUGGCGGAAGAGAAUUGAAAAAAGAGGUUUAUCAGCUAAGUGGAUAACUGCACACAAUGUUAACCUCGAGUUUGAAAAGGUAAGAGACAAGCAUUUCCUGGAUGUUUUUGCCUGA